Messenger RNA from Ostrinia nubilalis (European corn borer), 7322 nucleotides. It is a transcript of the gene Myo81F, whose product is annotated as myosin-I heavy chain. Lineage: Eukaryota; Metazoa; Arthropoda; Insecta; Lepidoptera; Crambidae. The transcript has 42 exons. Gene Ontology annotation, cellular component: cytoskeleton; myosin complex. The record is from RefSeq and is a predicted model, not a curated record. Gene Ontology annotation, molecular function: ATP binding; cytoskeletal motor activity; protein binding.
AAGGGUGGAUGUUGUUUCUCUAACAAAAAAAAUCUUUUUUGACUUAUUUCUCAUUCUAUGAACUCAUUAUUUUUGGUGAACCUGUGUGUAUACUAACUGUGUUGUGGUGCAGAAAUACUUUUUCUGUAAAUUUGUGCUUUUUUUAUUACAUUAAUCACACUUUUUUAUUUACUGAUGAUUUGUGUACACAUGUGAUCGAUACAACAAGCAGCAAAUUUCAUUGUUUUUGAGGAUCACCAAAGGAUGAGGCCAUAACUUCUGCACGGGACACACGGACAGCAGGCAAGAUGGAGGAGCGCGACAACGACGAGGGGCCGGGCGUGCCCGACAUGACGAUGAUGCCGCAGAUCACCGAGCACGCCAUCAACGACAACCUCAAGCGCCGAUACAAGCACGACCUCGUUUAUACAUACACAGGAUCAAUUCUAGUCGCAGUGAAUCCGUACAAGGAGCUAGGAUGCUAUACAAUGGAACACAUGCAAAAUUAUCGAGGCAAAGCAUUUGGAAGUUUAGAGCCUCACGUGUUUGCGUUAGCUGAAUCAGCAUACAGCUCAUUACGGAACGGCGAGAAGAACCAGUCGGUAGUGAUAUCAGGCGAAAGCGGGGCCGGCAAGACAGAGACCACCAAGCUCAUUCUGCAGUACCUCUGCGCUGCUGGAGGACAGGCGUCCUGGGCGGAGCAGCAGAUCCUAGAAGCCAACACGGUGCUCGAAGCCUUUGGUAACGCCAAAACAGUCCGCAACGACAACUCCUCGCGCUUCGGCAAGUUUGUGGAAGUGCGACUGGACCACCGCGGCGGGAUCAAAGGCGCGGUACUGCGGGACUUCCUGCUGGAACGUGCUAGGAUUACGGGACCGGCGCCUAGAGAGACUAACUACCACGUGUUCUAUCAACUGGUGGAGGGAGCUAAGCACAAUGCAGAACUCCGCUCAACCCUUCGCCUGCGCGACGAUAUCCACUACAAAUACCUCAGGCCUGAGGACGAGGAGGCUCGCAAGGGCCGGCUCGAGCAAGGCAAGCUGGAGGCCCUGCAGCUCGCGCUCACAGUGCUGCAGGUGCCGCCGCACAUGUGCGAGGGGCUGUUCAAGGUGCUGGCUGCGGUGCUGUGGCUGGGGAACAUACAGUUCCAGGAUGUGGACGGCGAGCGAUCCACCCUAUCCCCCGAAGACGCAGAAGCAGUGGACGCGGUAGCCAAUCUGCUGGGUCUCGCACCACCAACCGCUCAGCGGGUGCUGCUCGAGAGGCAGAUCAACGUGCGCGGGAACGUCACCGACAUCCCUCUGCGGUUGCCUGAGGCCCGCGAGAACCGCCACGCCAUGGCGCGCGCGCUCUACUCGCGAACAUUCGCGUGGCUGGUCCGCCACGUGAACAGCUGCUCGGCGCCCGGCCGCUCGGCGCCGCGCGCGCUGGGCGUGCUCGACAUCUUCGGCUUCGAGAACUUCGCCGCCAACUCGCUGGAGCAGCUGUGCAUCAACUACGCCAACGAGAAGCUGCACAUGUUCUUCAAUAACUACGUGUUUGCGUUGGAGCAGGAGAUUUACCGCCAAGAAGGGAUAGUGUACAAUCAAAUCCAAUUCACUGACAACGCGGCCUGCUUGGAACUUCUAGAGAAGCCACCGAGAAGUCUGCUGAAAUUAUUGAGCGAACAGUGCCAUAUGCCAAAGGGUUCAGAUGGCGCGUACCUAACGAACAUCCAAGGGGAAUUUGGGGAACACCAAAGUUUUGUCAAAGGGUCCCGUCGCAAGUGGGAAGAAGAAUUCGGGGUACAACACUACGCGGGAACCGUCACUUACAGCGUACAAGGAUUCGUAGAUAAAAACCGGGAUACUCAGCAGGACGCCUUUAUCGAUCAUCUGAGUAGAUCAGCUAAUCCUUUCGUGAGGGAAUUAGCUGAUUAUGUACAAGAUCUUGCACCGCCAGGACAUGACAUGUCAUUGUCAAGCCCCAAUUCCACUGGCACCACGCAGCGCGGCACAUCCAAAGGCCGGCCUACAGUUGUAGACACGUUCAGAUGUCAGUUACAAUCGCUUGUAGAUAUGUUACAAGCUACAGACGUUUGGUAUGUCCGCUGCAUAAAACCGAACGAGAACAAAGAGGCGGGCAAAUACAACGACCAACUAGUGUUGGAACAGCUCAAGUACCUCGGCAUGAACGAAAUCGUACGAAUACGUCGCGAUGGAUACCCCGUCCAUUUGCCCGCACCACACUUCCAAGCACGUUACCGCUGUCUGCUGCCGCACCCUAGGCCUAGGAACCCAGAUGUAACAACAAUAAUGGCAGUGGUGAAUGCACCCAAAGACGAUUGGCAGAUCGGCCACACGAAGAUAUUCAUGCGAAGCUCUGUGCACUCGCCUCUUGAGGCCAAGAGGACGGGUCUUUUACAGUCUUCAGCUAUGCUUAUACAGAAGUGGUACAAGGGCUCAGUGAAGAGGCGUCAAUACAUCCAAUGGCGCAGCGCAGUGAUCGUCCUACAAGCGGCCUGGCGCGGUUGGAAGGAGCGCGCGGCCUUUUUGCGUCUACGCAGAGCCGCCAUGACACUACAGAGGCACCUGCGAGGCGCUUUUGCGAGAGAGGUCGCCGCCGCCCUCCGCGAGAUGAAGAGGGUCAACCAGGAAAUCAAGCUGAGGGAGGAGAGGAACAGCCUAGCGGAAAAAGCGUGCGCCGAGCGAGCCGAGCUCGAGAACAUGGCUGAACAACUUCGCGGUCUCGCUGUGGGCUCUGGUCCCAGAACGGAUUCCCUCAACCUGGACAACCUGUUUGACUUCCUGGCUGAUGUACCGGCGCAAAGAGGAGCGCCGGACGGCCAGCCGGACCACCAUCAGCCUAGCAUCGCGGAGAUCGGGGACUCUAUGGAUAAGCUGGCGGACGAUUUGCAUCAGGAGUUGGAGCAUGUCCUGGCUGCCGAAAUGGACGAGCUUAGCAAAUCGCACACCGAAGCUCAACGCAAGCCGGACGGCGCACCUUCCGACGCGAUCCCCCCGCCGCCGCCCUCCUCUCUCCCCCUCCAAAACAUCAUCACGCCCUCUCUACCACCUUCAAUGACGUCAUCAGUCACGAACGGCAUGUCCACUUCCAUCAAUGGGAUGUCGUCAUCGAUAACAAACGGAAUGUCGCCGAUGUCGAACGGCGACGCGAUGUCGUCGUCGCUGAUUCUGCCGCCGCCGCCGCCGCCGAUGUCCGACGGCGGGGAGGAGGAGUCGCCGGUGUUCCCGCCGCCGCCGGCCUGCUCGCUGCCCGAGCCCGCCGGACCGCCGCCACCGCCGCCGGCUGCUAAAGAUACUACACCUCCAGAGUUGACGAACGGCGUUAUACCAAACGGCAAGUUGUCGGUCAUCAACGGAAAGGAGCCGAUAUAUGAGUCGGUCAUACCGCGCGCGCCUGAACCGGUCAAAGAACCGGUUAGUGUUGCGAUGCCGCCGCCGCCGCCGCCUCAAAUGCCGCCGGAAAAUAAUGGGUAAGUUUCUUGUCUUUAUAACGAUGAACCAGAGUUAGAAGCGCCAUUACCACCGGCACCAAUCCCAGUGAUAAACCACGUGCCAAUGCCAGCCCAAAUGAAGUCACCUACGCCGCCGCCGCCGCCGAUCCCCAUGGAUACCUGCAUCAGCCCGCCGCCGAUGCUCAACGGAGAUUCAACCAGCACAGAACGCCACGCCCGACGCAAAGAGCGCGUGGAACGACGCCUCAACCAAAUGGAAGCGGCCGCGUCGCCUCCCACCAGCGCGGUCCCGCCCAUCACGCCAUCUGCAGACGUACCCAACGACCUCUCGGAAUUCGCUAAGAUGUACUUCAACGACCAUCCUCGCUCACCUGAAGGGACUAUUAUGGCGACUCUAACACGCAAGAGCAAGUCCAUGGAGGUUCUGACCAAAGAGGAGAUGAUCACGUACUAUAAAGGCAGCAGCAUCCCCACGUCGCAUAUACAGCUGCAUGACCCUGACAGUGUCACUGCGGCUGUUAACAUAUUCCGGGAUCUAUGCCGGUACAUGAGAGGCGAGCUGACUGCAGACAAGGAGACGCAAGUGAUCCAGUCGGUCAUAGCCAAGGGGCUGGAGCGCGAAGAGUUACGGGACGAGAUAUUAGUACAAUGCGUUCGACAGAUCACAGAAUGUCCAGUAGAAGACUGGGCGGAACGCAUAUGGCUGGUCCUCUGCUUAUGCGCCGUGGCGUGGCAGCCCAGCCGUGGGCUAGCGCGCCACUACUCCGCCUGGCUGCGGACCCACGCCCGCCUGCCCCCGCCCUCGUCGCCCAUGUCGCCCGCCCAACAUCCCGCUAGGGCGGCGCACUGUGCCCAGUGGUGUCUGGAUAACUGUAGAGGAGCGGCCCCAAGGCAGUUGCCGCCUAGCACUGUGGAAAUUGCUGCGAUGCGCCGCCUCGGCACCAUAGUCUGCCGGUUCUUCUUCCUCGACGGGCGCACCAAAGCCAUCGACGUUCACCCCGCCGAUACAGCGGCGGCGGCGGCGGCUCGCCUCGCCGACAAGCUAGGACUGGCACCACAGUCAAGAGCUGGAUGGGCCGUGUACCAGCAGAGAGGCGGCAAGGAAGAGCACGUCAGGGCCACGCAGUACCUGUAUGACGUCAUCGCGGCUUGGGAAAUGCAACAAGGUCCGGGCGGCGGGUCAGCCGACAACCGGUUCGUGUUCAAACGGCGGCUGUUCCGCGGCGGACGGGAACUUCCGCACGACCCGGUCGAAGUCGCCCUGCUCUAUGCACAGGCCGUUCACAGCGUCGUCAAGCUGGACGAGUUCCCAGUAUCAGAAAAAGUGGCGCUGCAACUAGCAGGGCUGCAAGCGCAGGUGUCGCUUGGAGAACCUCCACCGAGCCCGCCGCCGCCGCACACGCGCGCCUACUACUCGCAUCCCGACCAGUUCUUACCUCAACGCAUCGCUAGGGCCCGCCCCGCACAUCAAUGGGCUACAAUCCUCGCACAAGCGCACCGGCAGUACGGCGCCGGGCGCGCGGAGCUGACGGCCAAGGCUUUAUACCUGUCGUGCGUCAUGCAGUACCCGCUGUAUGGCGUCACGCUGUUCCCCGUCACUUACAAGGGAUAUUGGGCACAUGGUCCAAAUGUACUCCUAGGAGUAGGUUCAGAAGGCGUGGUCCUGGUCAGGCCGGCAGACAAGGUGGUGCUAGCGGAGUACCCUUACAGCAACAUUGCUGCACUGCUCAUGGAUCCCGUGGAUAAUGGGCUCACCAUCAGCCUCACGCACCAUGGACAACAUGACGGGCAUAGAUGUAUAGUCCUCGAGUCUCCUCAAAAGCACGAGGCGGCUUGGUUAAUGGCGGCCUACAGCCCAGUGCUAGCCAACGGUUUAGCCGACGAGCCGCCGCGCCGCGCCGCACCGGCAUCGGAACGCUCACGACUCGCUGGAGCCCUAAAGAGCGCCCGCCGAGCGCUGGUGGACUCGGGCAUGCUGAGAAGACCUACCGAACUGUCCGCUGGGAACUUCUUGAGGAAUACUUUGAGGAGACUAAGCAAGCACCGUCUAGAGAAGGUCCGUCUAGACAUGGCGGCUGAAAGCCAGGAGGAGUGUUACAAGAGCUUCCCGGCCGGCUACUGGCGCUGGUCGCGCUCGCUGCCGCACAGCCUCACCAAGCUGAACGAGGCCGAGGAGGUGGCCGCCAUGCAGAUAUUCAAGGACAUCAUGAGCCACGCCGGUCUCAGCACGCAAGAGGGCAGCACCAGCAACCUGGCCAACAACAACAGCAUCAGCAGCCAGGAGAGCGACAGCGACGACCGCGUGGCGCUGGCGCAGGCGCUGCUGCAGCGCUGCCUGCAGAAGGACACGCUGCUGUGCGAGCUGUACGUGCAGCUGAUCAAGCAGACGACAGACCACCCAGAGCCGUCAUCGCGCGUAUCUUCCCGUCACUGGGCAUUACUGUGCGCGGCCAUCGGCGCCGCGUUACCGCCUGCCAAGCCGUUGCGCCGGCUGCUACUAGCUCAUCUACGGUACCGGGGCGCGGCACUGCAUACUGGCGAAGACGGCAAGUUCGCACGGCGUGCAGAACAGGUGGCCCUAAGCAUAGCGCAAGUGCCCCGCCGUCUCGCCGCGCCCUCCAAAGAGGAACUACUAUGCGCGGCCGCGAGGAGGCCUAUGCACGUCAGGGUACUACUUCUGGAUGGAAAACAACACGGUCUGGUGUUCGGACCAGCUGCUACUGCUGACCACCUGGUCACUAUGCUGAGAGAGAAGAUUGGCUUGAAUGAAGCCGCCACUGGUUACGCGUUAUACGAAGUAUGCGCGGGCACGAGCGCGGGCGCAGGGACGGGCGCGGGCGCGGCGGGCGCAGGCGAGCGUGCCCUAGGCGGAAACGAGCGCGUUGGCGACGUGCUAGCGCGAUGGGAGAAGGCUGGCGCCACCGCUGCGGCUUGCAGGCUGGUGUUCAAGAAGCGUCUGUUCCUGGGCGAGAGACCACUACACACGGCCAGCGCGGCCGAGAUGGAGCUGCUAUACUCGCAGGUGCUGCACUCCGUGCGCCACGACCGCCUGCCCAUCGAGACCGACGAGGCUGUGAUGCUAGCAGCGCUCCACGCGCAAGUAGUAAGCGGCGACUGCAUGGGCGGCGGCGAGGAGUGCUCGGUAGCCGCCGGUGCCGUGCUGCCGCCGCGUCUUGCGCCUGCCCUACCCGCGCCCGCUGUGCGUCUGCACCAUCUGGCGUUGCGGGGGACUGACGCCCAUGCCGCCAUGCAGCGAGCGCUCACGCUGGCUGCUUCGUGGCCGCUUGCAAGGGCCACUAUCUUUGACGUCAUGCAAUCCUUCACCUCGAACUGGCCUCGCGCGCUCUGGCUAGCGGUAGACGCGCGCGGGCUGACGCUGCUCCGACGCGGCUCCCGCGCGGCGCUGGUGUCGCACGACCACGACCAGCUACUGGCCGUGUCUCCGGCGCCGCGAGCGUUGUUACUCGUCACCAGAGCUGAUAGGAAGCACGCCAAGCUGGUGCUGUCUACUGACCAGCACGACCAGUUGCUGGCCGUGUCGCUCGCGCUUCUGAUCGUUAUUAGAGCUGACAGGAAGCACGCCAAGCUGGUGCUGUCCACCGACCAGCUGGCCGUGUCGCCCGCGCUGCUGCUCGUCACCAGAGCUGAUAGGAAGCACGCCAAGCUGGUGCUGUCCACCGACCAGCUGCAGGUCGUGUCGCCCGCGCUUCUGCUCGUCACCAGGGCUGAUAGGAAGCACGCCAAGCUGGUGCUUUCCACCGACCAGCUAGCCGUGUCGCCCGCGCUUCUGCUCGUCACCAGGGCUGAUAGGAAGCACGCCAAGCUGGUGCUGUCCACCGACCAGGUCAGUGCUAGACAGUUGACAAUGCAGACUAGUUUCAGGUAG